AUGGUCAACUUGCUUGGUCCGGGCUUUUCAGGCUCGGGAAUCUUUUUGCUCCUGCUUGCUGAGCUUUUACUCGGCGGCCGAGGGGAUGGCGAUGCCAAGCGACGGCGGCUGUCUCAAAGGCUGCCGCGCCACAGCGGUGCACCGCGCGCCACGGUGGCGGCGGCGUUGCGCGAAGCGGGCGCGACCUGGCACGAGGCCCUGUGCUUCGCGGAGCCUCCGGAGAUCCCUGUGCCUGGGGUGAAGCUGGCGCAAGCCGUUCCUGCUGGCACUCUACUUUGCCAAGUGCCAUCCCACCUACAUUUCUCCAGGACGCAAUGUGAGGCCACCAUGCCUGCGAUUUACGCUGCCUGUGAGGCCCUUCCAAGUGCCGACCCAGAAAAGCGAGGCGAGGCGGCCGAUGCGCUUUGCAUGGCCUGGCUGUUGUCUUCGCAGCGCGCAGGCGGAGCUGAGUCCAGUCAACCCAGGGCUGGCGGCGGCCAGGCCGAAGGCAUGGCACAGUGGCCGGCUCUCUGGCGGGCACUGGCAGCGGUGCUGCUAGGUCUUGGCCAGGAGUUCGAGGAGCAGCACCCCUACGCUUGGGCCUGGCAAGGUCGGCAAGGUCGCUCGUGGGAGCGCACAUCCUCUGCCGAGCCAGAGCUGAUCGCUGCUCAGGCGCAGUACGUGAGGACCGUUUAUGGCUGCAUUUGCGAUACGCUGAGCUCCGAGCAUGUUCCGGAUGAAGGCAUCUUCUUGCUGUCUUGGCUUUGCCUGCUGACGCGGCGGUUUCGGGCGCCGCAUGGCUCCGCGCUGGUCCCAGGCAUCGACUUCCUGAACCACUCGGCAGCCCCUAAUGCAUCCAGUGAUUGGGACGAGGAGUCGGGCUCCGUGGAAGUGCGAGCUUUGACCGACUUGAAAGCGGGUCAGCAGCUCACAAUCUCCUAUGGCAGCCUCUCGAACCCGCUGCUCUGGCGCACCUACGGCUUCACCCUGCCCUGCAGGACUGAGCCCAGCUUCACAUGCACAUUCUCGCAUGAGGAGCUGCGUGUGGCUGCAGAAGCCGCCGAGGAGGUGGAGGAUCUCCCGAACUUGCAUUUGGACACGUCCCGUGUGACGGACGAGCUCGCUGCAGUGCUGCAGGCUUCAGAGAGUGCCGGGAAAUGGCUGCAGAAGCUGCUCGCCAGGCGGCUUGAGCAAGCGCCAGAGCUCCUCCAGACGAAGACGCUCCCGAUGGACACGGAGGAUGACCUGAUACGAAUCCAGCUCAGCGAGCCUUCUGGACUCGCAAAUGUCAGUAGAAACAGCAUGAAGUAG
Symbiodinium natans is the source of this 1290-nucleotide messenger RNA. Lineage: Eukaryota; Dinophyceae; Suessiales; Symbiodiniaceae. The record is from the annotation of a GenBank genome assembly.